GAGGCGGGGCCAGCGCGAGGAGGCGGAGUCCGCGGGCGUCCAGCAUAAAGGCGGCCCACCCGCACGGACUCCGCGGCGCUGGAAGCGGGAUCCUGCGUGCGCUACAAGAUUCAGUAGAAAAUGGGGAGCAAAGGAGGCUUCACCCUGCUCUGGCUCCUGAUCAUCCUUUCCGUCCUCUGUGACUCAGGUCAUGGCUUGCGGUGCUACAACUGUCUCAAUCCAGGGGGUGAGUGCAAUACCAUCACCAACUGCUCCGUUAACCUUGAUGCAUGUCUCUUUGUCAAAGCCGAGAUGUGGACAUAUUACCAGUGUUGGAAUUUCAAUAACUGCAACUACGAAUACCUCUCAAGAAACUUAGGAGAGAAGACUCUGCAGUAUGAAUGCUGCAAGAAGGACCUGUGUAACAAAAGCAAUGGGACGAGCGUAACAGGGACCAUCACUCUGCUGGUGACUUCGCUGCUCACGGCAUUCUGGAGACUUUUCUAAGUCAAUACCAGGAGACAUUCUCCUCACUCCCUGCUUCUGUGUAUUCCUUAUUCCCUGUGCUGCCGCAAAAGCUUCCUAUCUUCUUACUGGAUCCUGUUGGGAAAGACCAAAACUAGCUUGAGCAACUUGGAUAAGAGAGAGGGGAGGAGGAGAGAGCGAGCGAGCUGGAAAACCAGUCCUGUUUGCAGAGAGGAAGCUUAGGAUGGAAGCCCGUGCCACGUUAGCUGGGUUAGUUGCAUGCUGCUUCCUUUGCACUUUGCAGUAAUAGCUUGACCAGACUCUCUGUAGUUGGCACUAAUUUCCCCGUGUAUUCCUUGGACGUAUUAUAGUUACCAGUAUGACCAGUGCUUUUGUUGGGGGUGGGGGAUGCUUUUCACCAAUCUCUUUCACGGGAUGCUCUCACCCCCUCCUUUUAUGGCCCCUGUGUGGCCACGUAGGCAUGUUCCAGAUGUGGGCUGUCAGGGGCAAGGAGAGUCUACAUGCAGAGCGACUGGAAUGACUGCUUGUAUUCUCAACUGGAAAGUGACUGGAGGCAGAGGAGAUAGGCUUUCCGGGUGGCAGGGCACUAAGGCCCCAGGUCUGCCUUUAGGAGAAGUACCAGUAGCUGAAAUCUGAAUUCUCUUCUUCCCCUAAAUUUUGUACGGGCUUUGCUGUCUUUCCCUGAAAACAACUUAAACGCUCAACGAAUGGUGUGUUUAAAACGAUUCCCCUCCCCCUUUCACUGGAAUGAUGGAUAUUUUCGCUUUGCCACGUAGUUCAAGACUAAAUAUUCGGAUAUGCUUUGCUACAAGGGAUUUACAGUAUCGUGUGCUUUGAGUAUUGUCAGUGGGAAUACCCGCAUGUGGACGUGGACUGUAAGAAUGCAAUGGGAAGGUGUCAUCACGAACAGGCCCACAGGAAUGUUCUGCCUGCUGACGUCAAGCCUGUUGACUCCUAGCUGCCCUGGCACAGACCAUGCAAUGCUCAUUUGUAAGGGCCGUCAGCGUCCUCACAAAUGUCAAGACUUUGAGAAGCUCUACCAGUUUCCUAAAGAGAGAGAGCGCGCGCGAGACCUCUUUUCAGGAGGGCAAAGUCUUGCCUUUUUUUGUACGUGUGGAUUCUGGUGAACAAUUCUCAAGAUCUGAUAGACUUAAUAACGUUUAUAUUCUUAUAACCUUGUCUGCUUUUAACACCAUGGCCUGACUUGCCAAUGAAAGCGAGAUUUCUUGAUUAACAUUAAAAAAAAAAAAAGGCCUUGAUUAUGUCAUCUGCGAAGAUAAAGUGGAACAAAUGAUGCCUUUUUGAAAAUAAAAUGUAAUCAAAUGCAUGCGUGUGGUCAUUGGGCCCGGAAGGAGGGCAGCGUGCCGGAUGCCAGCACAGAGUGUGGGCGGUGCCAGUUGUCUCCUGUGGAUGCCAUAGACAAAUAAAGACUUCCUCACCCAGA
This is a messenger RNA of Pipistrellus kuhlii (Kuhl's pipistrelle), 1909 nucleotides long. It is a transcript of the gene CD59, whose product is annotated as CD59 molecule (CD59 blood group). Lineage: Eukaryota; Metazoa; Chordata; Mammalia; Chiroptera; Vespertilionidae. The record is from RefSeq and is a predicted model, not a curated record. Gene Ontology annotation, molecular function: complement binding. Gene Ontology annotation, cellular component: plasma membrane. Gene Ontology annotation, biological process: negative regulation of activation of membrane attack complex. Bases 121 to 486 code for a protein of 121 amino acids. The transcript is spliced from 4 exons.